Messenger RNA from Salvelinus namaycush (lake trout), 2661 nucleotides. Its product is annotated as laminin subunit beta-2-like. The record is from RefSeq and is a predicted model, not a curated record. Gene Ontology annotation, cellular component: laminin trimer. The transcript has 11 exons. Gene Ontology annotation, molecular function: integrin binding; extracellular matrix structural constituent. Lineage: Eukaryota; Metazoa; Chordata; Actinopteri; Salmoniformes; Salmonidae. Gene Ontology annotation, biological process: cell migration; substrate adhesion-dependent cell spreading; basement membrane assembly. Bases 1 to 1986 code for a protein of 661 amino acids.
AUGCCAGGGGAUGCCUGUGACUGUGACCCCCGGGGCAUAGAUACCUCUCAGUGUGGCCAGAAGACAGGCCACUGCGUGUGUCAACAGGGGGUGUCGGGCGUGCGUUGUGAUCAGUGUGCCCGGGGCUUCUCAGGCCAGUUCCCUAACUGCCAGCCUUGCCACCAGUGCUUUGGGGACUGGGACCGGGUGGUACAGAACCUGGCUGUCCGAACCAAAACCCUGUCGGAGCGGGCUCUGGAGAUCCAGACCACGGGCCUGACUGGAGCCUAUGAGAAGGCCUUCAGAGACCUGGAGGAGAAGCUGGCACGGGUACAGGGCAUCGUCAAUGCCCGCAACACCACCACAGAGGCAGUCAGCAGCCUGAUGGAGCUCAUUGAAGACCUCAGGUCUCAGAUAGGGGAGACCACAGAUGUACUGAAUCAUCUGGAGGGAGACCUGACCAGUGUGGGGAACAGUAAUGUUGAGGCCAGUAAUGAGCUCAGUGCUCUAGAGAGAGAGGCCAAAGAGCUCAACCUGACCUCAGAUCAGCUCCACCGCCAACUGGACAUCCUGAAAAACUCAAACUUCCUGGGUGCAUAUGAAAGCAUCCGUAGCUCCUAUAAUAAGUCCCGGGACGCAGAGCGGCGAGCCAACCAGUCCACCACUACCACGCCCAGCACUGUCAGCCAAUCAGCAGACACCCGCCGCAAGACAGAACGCCUCAUCUCUGCCAAGAAAGACGACUUCAACCGCAAGAACGCCGCCAACAAGCGAGCCCUGGGGGACCUCAAUGCCAAGGCACAAACCCUGGACAUGAAGAAGAUCAACGAGAAGGUCUGUGGGGCCCCUGGCGAUUCCCCCUGUGUAGAGAGCCAUUGCGGAGGGGCGGGUUGCCGUGACGACGAGGGGAACAGGCACUGUGGAGGCCUGAACUGCAACGGUGCUGUAGCGAUGGCAGAGAACGCCUUGGAGAAGUCUAAGCACGCAGAGAAAGAGCUGAACGUAGCCAUGGGGGAGGUAGAGGAGCUCUUCCACAAGGUGGCAGAUGCCAAGAGCAAGGCGGAGGCGGCAAAGGGUAAAGCCCAGGCAGCUCUGGACAAGGCCACUAACACCAAGAACAAGGUGGAGCGCUCCAACAACGACCUGCGGGACCUCAUCAAGCAGAUCCGAGACUUCCUCAUGCAGGAGGGUGCUGAUCCAGACAGCAUUGAAACGGUGGCUAACCGUGUCCUGGAGCUGUCCAUCCCAGCCUCACCACAGCAGAUCAGACACCUGGCAGAGGAGAUCAAGGACCGGGUCCAAAGCCUCUCUAACGUAGACGCCAUUCUGAAACAGACACAGGACGACGUGCGCAAAGCAGAGCAGCUUCUGCAGGAGGCCAAGAAGGCCAGGAAUCGGGCAGACGGGGUGAAAUCCACAGCAGAGACGGUGAAACGGGCACUUGAGGACGCUAAGACGGCCCAGGCUGCAGCGGAGAAGGCCAUACAGCGAGCUAAGGUUGACAUUGGUGAAACGGAGGUCCGACUAGCACAGAUCGAGUCUGAAACCUCCAGCAGUGAACAUGACCUGAAUAAUGCCAUGGACCGCCUUGGCAACCUGGGUCGGGAGAUUGACGGUCUGAAACUCAAACGUGCAAAAAACAGCAUGGCAGCAGCUCGAGCUGAGGAGACAGCCACUAUGGCACGGGACAAAGCCAAUGAUGCCAAGCAGAUUUUAGAUGGUGAGCUGACAGAUAAGUAUCACACAGUGCAGGACUUGGUGGACAGGAAAGCCAAGACCGUCCAGGAGGCCAAAAAGACAGCAGGGCGCCUGAGAGACGAGGCCAAGGAGCUACUGAAAGACGCCCAGAACAAGCUCCAGAGACUAGCAGAACUAGAGAAAGACUAUGAAGAGAACCAGAAAAAGUUGGAGGGCAAAGCCCGGCAGUUGGACGGCCUAGAAGACAAGAUGAAGGCUAUCCUCAACGACAUCAACAAACAGAUUCAGAUCUACAACACCUGUCAGUAAACAGGGACCUGGCCGAGUUGAACCAAACACUGACUGACUGCAGACACUCUAUGAACCUACUAUUGCUUUACUCUCUUGUAGGGUGUACACUGUAUGCGCUCUAGUGGGGAACUCAGUACUGCACCUACAGCCAUGGUGCUUAUCCAACUACACUGUGUAACUGUGUCUUUUUGAUUGUAAGAUUUCACACAUCUAAUAUAACAUUGUGUGCCCUCAGUGUAUUACUGUGUGACUUUCAACUGAAGGAUAGAAGUGGCUCCACAUGACAUUUACGAAAAUAAUAAUCCAUUUGUGUGUGUGAAGAAUACGAAAAUGUGCAAAUAUGUUUCGCCUCAACUCAGAUCAUCCUCCCAAAUACUGCCACAUUCAGAAUAUAAAUAAUGCCAAAAAAGUACUUAUGAAUAGAUUGUUCUGGAAAAACAAUGAGCAAAAGUUGUUAUGUGUACUGACUGAGGAUGAACCAGGGGAUGAUUGGUUACUUUGACAUGGUUUCUGAUCUCUCCUGGAUUAAAUGAUGGGAUGCUUGUUCUCUUUAAACACUACAUAGACUCAAUGGUUGGUAUUGUUUCUGUAAUUGAGAGAAAGCUUUUUGGAGUUGCCUGAAAAUAAAUACUGAAAAAGUAUUUCCACCCUCCAGUGUAGGGAAACUGAAAUUGUGUGACUAAUUAAACUGGA